AUGCCGUCCGACAAGCAUGCCCCUGCCGACCCCGAGGACGCCAUUCCAGGGUACAGGACAGACCCUGGCUCUCUCGUCCUUGUGGCAGGAGCCACGGGGGGUGUCGGGCAACUGGUUUGUGCCAAGCUCUUAGAGAGGGGAAUGCGCGUGCGGGCCCUGUGCCGCAGCGAGGAGCGCGCGGCACGCCUGCUGGGGCGGCGGGAGGGCCUGGAGGUUGCGCUGGGCGACGUUCGGCAGCCGUCCACGCUGCGCCCCGCUUUCCAGGCGGUGCAGGCGGUGGCAUGCGCCAUGGGCACCACCGCCUUCCCCACGCUGCGCUGGCUGGGCAACAACACGCCCGCCGCGGUGAACGAGGCGGGCACGCGGGCGCUGAUCGACGCCGCGCAGGAGGCCUGCCCGGCCGCGCCCUUUGUCCUGGUCAGCAGCGCAGGGGUGGAGCGCGCCGAUCGGCUGCCCUACAGCAUCCUGAACGCGGGCGGGGUGCUCACCGCGAUGGCUGCCGCCGAGGCGGCGCUGCGAGCGUCUGGCCUGGCCUACACCAUCGUGCGCCCCGGCCGGCUCACCGACGGGCCCUACACCUCCUACGACAUCAACACCCUGCUCAAGGGGGUGGCGGGCCAGCGGCAGGCGGUACAGCUGGCGAGCCGGGACGUCCUGGACGGCGAGGCGUCCAGGAUUGCAGUGGCUGAGCUGGUGGUCCAAGCGCUGGUGACGGGGGCCCUCCGCGACACCUCGGUGUCCAUCAGCAGCACGACGGGCUCGGGGCCCGGAGAUGAUACAGGAGAAUGGAAAAAACUCUUCCAAGGUUUGGCCUGA
Auxenochlorella protothecoides is the source of this 816-nucleotide messenger RNA. RefSeq lists its product as uncharacterized. NCBI's taxonomy places the organism in Eukaryota, Viridiplantae, Chlorophyta, Trebouxiophyceae, Chlorellales, Chlorellaceae. Bases 1 to 816 code for a protein of 271 amino acids. The transcript is spliced from 4 exons. The record is from RefSeq and is a predicted model, not a curated record.